AAAGAGAUGUUCAGUUGAGCUCAGCAGCUCAGCGGGGGAGUUUCUAAUCGACCGGCCCCUCGCUUCUUUUCUGGGGUCUUUUCGGUUUGUCCUGGCUGCUGCUGGUGCUCAUGGAUAUUACAAGCUUAAAGAAGAGGCUCUAAGCCAGUAUUUGUUACAGAAUGGUAUUAAGAAAGCGACUAAAAUGGUGCCUUUUGUAGUAGGAGUACUGAUGCUGCCGGUGCCUUGUAGCUGCUGCUGUAGAGAAAGUUAAUGAGUAGCAUCAUGUUAGCAGACUAGCUAAUGCUAGGCCUUCCGGUUCUGCUGCUGUCAGGACACUUUAUUGUUUUAUUUGCUGAUUUUUUUUAUCCUUUUUGCUUCCUGUGGUGAAUAAGGCACUGAAAUGAAGAGAGUGAACAGCUUUCAGAGGUUUAUGAACAGACGGGCCUCUGCUAACUGCCGCUACCAGCCCACCUGCUAUGAGCAUGCUGCAAACUGCUACACCCAUGCAUUCCUCAUCGUGCCGGCCGUCGUGGGCAUGGCGUUGCUGCAUCGUAUGUCGGACAACGGCUGGGAGCGCAUCACUGCCUGGGUGUACGGCAUGGGCCUGUGCGCCCUCUUCCUGGUCUCCACUGUGUUUCAUAUCAUCACCUGGAAGAAGAGCCACAUGAGGAAUAUGGAACAGUGUUUCCACAUGUGUGACAGAGUGGUCAUCUACUUCUUCAUUGCUGCCUCCUACACGCCUUGGUUGAACCUGCGUGAACUGGGCCCUCUGGCAGCACACAUGCGCUGGUUUGUGUGGCUCAUGGCUGCUGCUGGAACCAUUUAUGUCUUCAACUAUCAUGAAAAGUAUAAAGUUGUUGAGCUGGCCUUCUACUUGAUGAUGGGAUUUUUCCCCGCGUCAGUCGUGACAUCAAUGAGCAACACAGAGGGCCUUCAGGAGCUGGCCUGCGGUGGACUCAUCUACUGCCUCGGCGUGUUCUUCUUCAAGAGCGACGGCGUCAUCCCCUUCGCCCACGCCAUCUGGCACGUGUUCGUGGCGCUGGCCGCGGCCGUGCACUACUACGCCAUCUGGAAAUACCUCUACAAGACCCCCAGCGCAGACGCCCUCCUCCAGUCGUGACCACAGCCAGGGGUGCUGGACGCCAGUUCUCCACCUUCCACCAUGUGAGCUGCACACGGACUCCCUCAACUGCCCGCUGAAGCUGCAACGACGACAGCCGUAAAAAGUUUACGAAACCGUGAAUUGUUUACCGUUUUCUAACGCGGAGAACAGAUUUUUUUCAGCGUCUCCAUAACAAGCAAAAAGCUACUUUCUAAGCUGUUUUGUACGAUUUCAGUCUAAGAAAAAAACAACCUUGACAGCGAGGGGAGGGAACUUAGACUUUUUACAAUGAACCCUGGCACAUUCAUGAGUCUUUGAGAAAUUUGAUAGGAGUCUUUUUGUAUCACUUGAAGUGAGUCACAUUCCACAUAGGGGUCAUUUUGGGUGUCAAAACGUGGUAUUUCAUCCAUUCCGAACACUGGGGAUAUUGAGUGAGGUGCUAAAAAUCAGCUCUUAUCAGUAGCAGGGCUGGGUAUCAAUACCACAUUUAUACUUUUUUCUAUACUUUUUUCGAUACUUUGCUUUUUGAGAAAUAUAAACACAUAUCUCUAAAAAAACAAUUUAAAAGAAAACCAAAGAUCUUAAACGUAAACAGUGAUACAAGAACUUUGGAGAAAAUUAGAUUUAAAUCAGGAACUAUCUGAUCAAAGAAGAAGUAGAGUACAAAUCUGACCAGAUAUUUGAUGCCAACGUUUCAUACUCUGUACGAAAACGUACUGAGGCUUUAUACCCAGCCCUCGUCAGUAGUUAAAGAUUUGAAGUGUUUCCAAGUCGGUUAGGAAGGAAAGAAAUGACAAAAAAAAACUCAACGGGAGUUCGGUCAUUUGUUUUCCCCAUUUUCUUUUUACAGUGAUUUACAUUGUAAACCCAUGUGAUCCACAUCACACACUCAUGUGACCAAUUCAUGUAUUUUUCGGACCAGUAUCCAAAUGCAGUCCUCUGUUUUCAGGGAUCCACAGUUUCUCCUGUAAGUAUUUAGCGCCCCCUGCUGGCGGGCUGCUGUAAGAAAGGCGAUUAACAGCAUUUCAGGGUCGAGGUGGGAUUUUGUUAAAUGAGCCAAAACGAUGAGAGAAAAUCAGUUCAGGUAACACGACGAGAGAACUUUUUCCACUUUCUUAUUAAUGUGAACAGUGUGCUGUAGAGUGUGUUUGCACGACCGUUGUACUGUAGUCCAGUAUUACAUUUCCACUGAUUCUCUCUCUCUGUUUUUUGAUUUGCACCACUAGGACAAACUGUUUCCUGUCUGUGUUCUGAUCCGUGGAGAAAACCUCAUGUUCAUGUUUUUGUCUCCUGCUGUUGGUUUUUGUAAAUUUGCUUCAUGGCUCCUAACAUGUGUUCCUCUUAGUGAUGUUUGGAACUGAAUGAUUGCGUAUCUCUUAACUUGUGGCUCUCGUUGAAAAAAAUGACUUCCUUAACCACUGUGUUUUGUAAUGUUUGUAUAUUCUGUCGUUUGUUCCAUUGAUUACAUGAUCCUGGCCUUUUGCAGGGGGAAACAAAACUGCUGCUUCUUGUCUGUUCCAUUGGCUGUUAAUGGUGCUGCUGCAUAUAUACAUGAAUGCUCCUCCACUAUACUGGAUAUCACCUUUCUAAUGUGACAAUAAAAAAGUGAUAAUUCUCCAGA
Sebastes umbrosus (honeycomb rockfish) is the source of this 2705-nucleotide messenger RNA. Its product is annotated as monocyte to macrophage differentiation factor-like. NCBI's taxonomy places the organism in Eukaryota, Metazoa, Chordata, Actinopteri, Perciformes, Sebastidae. The transcript is spliced from 7 exons. Gene Ontology annotation, cellular component: membrane. The record is from RefSeq and is a predicted model, not a curated record. Gene Ontology annotation, molecular function: pore-forming activity. The coding region runs from base 383 to 1102 and encodes 239 amino acids.